This is a messenger RNA of Linum trigynum, 2299 nucleotides long. The record is from the annotation of a GenBank genome assembly. Lineage: Eukaryota; Viridiplantae; Streptophyta; Magnoliopsida; Malpighiales; Linaceae.
CACCAAGUUCACGACAUUCUCGCCGUGUCGCCUUCUUUGCAUCGGCGUCAUUGUUGGUGUGGUGACGAUAUGCUUCAUGGUGAGACAAGGGUGGCCCUGGCUCAUGCAUAAAUCUCAUGGCCUCAAGAUGUAACACCCUCUUUGUCGUGGUCUUCUUCCGUCAAGACUUCGAGCUUCCCACCCCCUCCAUCUUGGUGCUUGCUUCUGCGGCCGCAACUUGCAUUGCGAAGCAAGCCUUUAAAGCUCUGGCUUCCUUUCUCAAUAGUGGCACCUUGCAUAGCUUUUCUCCUUCGAAGAUGAGCAUCGAAUUCUUGAAGGGAAUCGGAAAAGCUUUCUUCUCCUACAAAAAGUCUAUGUCGAUGAUGACUGGGUAAUCCUCCUUCGACACCACAUGAAAGUCCGCCUCUCACACCCAAUCUCCAAGGGUGAUCUGCACCUUGCGAGCGACUCCAUGUGUUGGUGUGGGUUCCGAAUUUACUGUCUUCAACCAUCCUCUCUUCUUCUUGUACGAGAUGCUAAGCCUUUGUGCUUCACCACAUUAUUGUAUCAUCUUGCUCUCAUUGAAGUAGUCGUCAGGGUUUCUCCCACCAUUGUUGUUGAAUGCUUCUUGCUCCUCCGGCCUCUGAUACUUUACAAGGAACUCGGUAAUCGCCAUUGUCGAGGCAAGGUCUUGUACACCUCGUCGUUGUUGCUCCAACCCCGCCCAUGGUAGUAAGCCUACAAGAACACGAACAAGCCCUCCUGUCCGGAUAAUCGUGGAUCUCAAGUAACAACUCCGAGAAUUCUUUGACAUACUCACGAAUCCUGCCAGUGUGGGUGAGUUUUCAUAGCUACGCCCGAGCCUCCAUUUCUACAUUCUCCGGAUAAAAUUGCUUCUUGAUUUCCCUUCGAAAAUCUUCCCACGUGUUCAUCUCACACGUGCCUAUGUCCAUGUCUCCUUGGCGCCUUCUUUACCACACCAUUGCCAUAUCGAUCAAGUAUAGUGAGGCGGUAUGCACCAUCAAUUCAUUGUCGUUGGUGCCCGAAGCCUUGAAAUAUUUCUCAAGACUCCAGAAGAAAAUUUUCAAUUCUCUCAGGUUCCUCGUCCCUUCAAAAUUCUUCGGCUUUGGAACAUCCAUUAUUGGGGUAGAUUGUGUCGUGGCAGGUUUGGUAGCCACGACUAGCUUGACGAGAUUGAGCUCUCCUUAAAGCUCGUAAAACUCCUAUCUCACAUUGGUCGUCUCUGCCCGAACGGUCUCCUUCAAAGAGUCGAUGGCGUUGGUGAUCAUUGUUAGAAACUCAUUUUGAAAAUAUUCCAACCCCACCUCCAACCGCGUCAUUCGAGAAGCCACACCUUGCACGUCACCCUUCAAACAUGGUGAUGUGGUCAACAAAAUUGGCCUCUACCUUCAAGACCCUCUCCUCGAGAGCAUUCAAGGGAUCACGAGUAGAUUUGUCUCUCUAAGGAAGCUUGGUUGAGUCCUUCUUGGGCUCGUGUCCUCGUUGCUCUUCAUUGACAACUUUGGAUCCGGAUCCAUCUUGUCAAGGUUCUUUCUAGCUUGAUGAGUCACGAACCCGACUCUAAUACCACUUGUCAAUGACCAACUCUUGGUUGUGCGACACUUAGCAUUCAAGUCUCGUUAGAGCACUAAGUCACCUUAGCUCGCAUGCACUCAAACUCACAUUUGUGGAGAAAACUCUAGAGAUGGAAAGCUCUGAAUUUUUGGAUGAAUGAAAAACGAGGGAGAGGGUUUCUUAUAUUGGCGUCCUCUCCAUCAAGUACAAUGUAUGUAGUCCAUCAUUAAUGGAUGAACCUUGAUAGUCCCCCAAUACAUGAAUCGCCCCCAUACAUGAAUAAUAAUAAAUAUGGAUGCAUGUAUAGUGAUGCAUGAAUCUAAAGAUACAUGGAUGUAACUACACCCUUCUAGAGAAUUCUAAAAUCUUCUCGUGACAGUACCCAUCAGUAUCACUAAUUCAUACCACAUCCCAAGCCAAGCAAAUAUUUUCCCCUUUGUUUGGGCCAAUUGCGAGAUGUCCAAUAGCCUGCACAUCGCCGCUAAUCCAACACAGCCCAACCCAGGAUAUCAUACUUAUAAGCUAGAGUUGCAGAAGUCAUGAUGAAGCUCAGAUUGUAUUGAUGUUAGGAAUAAGAAGAAGACGUUCCAAAUUUUGAGUUUUGUCUAUCACUUAGUUUGUCACGUAUUGUAGUAAUCGUUAUUAGCCAUUAGAGAGCAAUGUGUACUUUUUCUAGUAGCCAAUAAUAAUCCGACACAUGUAAAACCUAAUUGAUAAUUUAUUUGAAUAAAUACAAAAUCAAUCA